Molecule: messenger RNA, 6667 nt
Organism: Bursaphelenchus okinawaensis
Lineage: Eukaryota; Metazoa; Nematoda; Chromadorea; Rhabditida; Aphelenchoididae
Source: the annotation of a GenBank genome assembly
AUGAACGAUCAACUACAACGUGAAUUGAAGACGUUAGAUCGUUCUUACAGCUAUGAACAGACAGUAGUAAGUUACUUUAUAAAAAAGUUACAUAACCGUGCAGUUGAUGCAGUAAAAGAUUAUCUAAAGCCUCAAAAUAAGUGAACCAAAACUUUCAAAAAGCCUUACCAAAAGCCAAAACUAUGGUAACUUCAGCGUUUUUCAAAAAAAUCAUGGGAAGUUAGAAAAAUGAAUAGAAAGUUAACAAAGGUUUUGCUAUCUUUGUAAAAGCCGUAGUGAGUUCAGUAUAUAUUUCAGCAACUAGGCCGAUACCGACUAGAUAGUGAAGAUGAAGAUAAGCCAGAUGAUGAAGAAGCCAAACCUAAACAAAAGAAGUUAUCAAAGUCAGUCAGAUUCCAUGAACACGAUCCUCGUGAAGACUGGAAAGAAGAAAGGAAAGAGAAAACAUGCCUAGGGCAACUUCAGAAAAUGUGCUUUCAGAUGCGGCCAAGUAAGUGGGUUGACAUUGUUGUAGUUGGGUAUUUGACAAUAUUGUAGUGAGCUAUAUAUAAGUAAACGACGGCACUGUAAAAAAACUUACCAGUCAGUAAAAAAACAAAGAUAAAGUAACAAAAGACACAAAAAUAGCUCAAAUCAAGCUAGUUAGGCCAAAUAUUAAAUAAUGGUUAAGUUUUAUUUUACUUGACACCAUAUUGAUGUUAUGUUACAUUAUUUUAAUAUCGUAACAAUUACAGUACAAUAAUUGUUUUAUUGUAUUUUAUGCUUUUAUUCCAGCUUUAUCUUGGAUUUCAAUACGAUCAACUUUGGUCGAUUGGCUGUUAUUAGCAAUAUUGGGUAUUGGUAUGGCAAUAGCUAGUAUGAUAGUAGAUGCAAUAAUUGAUUAUCUUAAUAAAUGUAAGUUUAAAUUAUUGUGAGCUGAACUAAAUAACCGUACAAUAUAUUGUAACCUAAUAUACAUUAAAUACCUUGUAUCUCACAGAAUAUUAUCGUAAACAUAAAAGAAAAGAGUAAACUUUACAAUCAAAUAUCAUUUCAGUCCAAAUCGUGUUGUUAACGUUAAGCGGGUCAUUCGAAAGCGAAUCUACAAACUAUCUACUGACAUACCUCUCCUGGGUUGGUUAUACCGAGAUCCUCGUCCUCUGUUCGGCCAUGUUCGUACAUUACAUUGCACCACAAGCUAUUGGUUCUGGAAUCCCCGAGAUGAAGACUAUUCUUCGUGGAGUGAUUCUGAAGGAUUACUUAUCGUUCAAAACAUUAGUGUCAAAGUUUAUUGGACUCACGUUUUCACUGGGGUCUGGAGUUCCUAUUGGCAAAGUGGUGGGUAUCAAACACUAGUUAACCUUUCAACCUUAUUAUCAACGUUUUUAAUAUAAAAAUCUUAAAUUUUUGACUAAAGGCAUCAGAAAAUCAUUCUCUACUUCAUAUUACUACUUUUCCACAAUUUUUUUACACGUUUUGACCCAAAACCCCAGUAAAACCUCAUUCUAGGGUCCCUUCGUUCACCUGGCCUCAAUCGCUGCAAACUUACUGAGUAAUUUGGCUGCCGGUUUUGAUGGUGCAUAUGGAAAUGAAUGUAGAAAGUCCGAAAUGUUGGCCGCUGCUUGUGCUGUAGGCGUUGCAUGUUGCUUCAGUGCUCCUGUUGGUGGUAAGAAACGUGAUUUGUUACCUAAAAAUCAAAAUUUUGCAUUUUAUCGAACUUUUGAAAAAUUUAAAAAAAAACUGUUGAAACUACGUAUUAUAUACAACAAACUUACAAUUUUUCAAAUGAUUUAGGUGUUCUCUUCUCCAUCGAAGUAACAACAAUGUAUUUCUCCGUCAGAAACUAUUGGCGUGGAUUCUUCGCUGCUGCUUGUGGAGCUACAGUGUUUCGUCUUCUGAGAGUUGUACUGCUACAUUCUGAAGGUCAGUUAUUGUCAUAAAUAACAAAAAAUAUAAUAAUUGUCUACAAAACUGUCCAAAAUUUAUAAAUUUUUUCAUUUGACUCCAUUUUAUACGAUGGAAAAGAGAAAAAUACGAAAUUUACAAGAUUUUGUCUGUGAGAAAUUUAUCAAUGUGUUUUAUGCUUUCUGGCAGAUAUCUUGCAAAAAUUGUUGAUGGUAUAAUAAAAAAGAAUGUAAAAUUGUUUAUUUUACUAUUUCAGCAACACUCGUCGCUUUCUACCAAACGGAUUUCCCGAAAGAUGCUUUUGAGUAUGAAGAACUUCCAUUUUUCGCUUUGAUCGGAGUGAUUUGUGGUUUCGUCGCAGCAACCUACAUCAUCUUCUAUCGCUCAUUGGUCAUGUUCCUACGUCAAAAUGAUUAUGCAAAGAAGUUUUUCCAAAAGAAGUAUGAUUUCAUCAUUUAUUCUUUAAAAAUGUUCGUGUUUCUUUGCUAAUUUGCUAUGAAGUAGACUUUUUAAUGAUAACAUAAUAUUUUUAGCUGGAUUGUCUAUCCCAUUGUGGUAUCUUUCUUUGUGGCAUCUAUAACGUAUCCGAGAGGUUAUGGACGGUUUUUGACUGGUCGGGUAUGUUUUUCUUUGUUGUUAUUGGUUUAGGCGUCACUUUGAACUGAAGAAUAACAUAAUGCAUGAAAAACAAGAAGUAUUUCCAUUAUAUUGAUGAUCUUCUAUUAAGUGAAUGUUAAUAAUAGUUUUUUUAGUACAAAUUCACACAAACAAUUGUGGAUUUGUUCUCGAAUUGCACUUUUACAAAGCCGGUCAAAUCUUUGGAAAGUCCUCAUGGCUGCUCAUUGGAACAACUCUCAACUUGGACCAAUCAUGAAGGUUAUGGUCCGUACAACUUCUUUGUGGUUGUUACUUUGUUUGCUUUUACUUUUGUAAGUUGUUUUUUCAUUCUACAUUGGGUUUUAGGGUGAUUGCCGGUAUUUAUGUUGUUUUAGGUAACAGUUUCAUAUUUUUAGCAAAAAAGUUUAAAAAAAAGAUUUUAAAAUCCAUGUUUGGCUAUAUUUUCUUCUUUUUUACUUGAUAACAAGAGUUACAUUAAUAUUUCAGCUCUUCCUGUCAGGCCUCUGUAACACUAUGCCUAUACCUUGUGGUAUGUUCAUGCCUACAUUUGUGGUUGGAGCGGCUAUUGGUCGUGGAGUCGGCGAAUUUGUAUCUGUUUUGUAUCCUGAUGGAAUGCCUGGAGGGACGGAUCAGCCAAUUUUCCCUGGGGUAUACGCGGUUGUUGGAGCAGCAGCGUUGUCUGGAGCUGUGUCACACAGUGUUUCGGUAGCUAUGAUCUGUUGCGAAAUGACCGGACAGCUGGUUUAUAUCAUUCCGUUGAUGGUGAGGGUUUCUAACAGAAUUCUAUUUUUGUUACUUUAUACUGUUUUAUUUACAUUAGGUGUUGUAAAAUACAAUUUUAGGUAGCUGUUAUUGUAGCCAACGCUGUGUGUAAACACCUACAACCUUCGAUAUACGAUGCUGUGAUUAAUAUCAAACAUCUGCCAUAUUUGCCCGACAUUCCACCUUCUAAUUCAGCGUAAGAUUUGGAAGUCAUUCUGUUUUUCUAUUAUAUUAUAGUAGCUGUUAUAAUUCAAAUCAAUUUACAUUGAUAAAACAUUUUUAGGGUUCAUUUCUUUACCGCAGAGCAUAUUAUGGUAACGCCAGUGCGAUAUUUGACUAAAAAGACGACUUACAUGGACAUAAGGAAUAUUGUAGUAGAGAUGAGGAAAGUCCACAGUUUUCCUGUUGUAGAUGAUCAUGGUAAUCUUUACUUUUUAAUCGAAAUAUGCCAUGUGUUUUUGUUGUUACGGUCGUAGCUACGAAGAAUUAAAGCUUAGUUUUUGAAUUUGAACGUUUUAUGUUAAUUAAACAUCAAUUUUACCUUUUAGAAUACAUGAUGCUCCUUGGUUCAAUAGCCAAACGUCGUCUGCUCGAAAUCCUUAACAAGCAGAUUGGAGAUGAAGCUCGAAAGCAGGAAGCUGAACGUCGUAUCAAAGUGGCAAUAGAAACAAUUGAUCAACAUUUCAAAGAUAAUAUGGCGUUACGCUUCUUGCAAGUGUUAGACGCAGAUUCCAAGAAGACCAGUUUUGUCGUUGAUAUACAGGACAAUUACCAUAAUGGGGACUUUAAUGAGCAGGACAUUGAGAUGGUAGAAGAGGUAUUGGAAAGUAAAUUGGCUGACCAAGCGAAGAAGGUGGUAGAGCAAGAAGAAGAAGAGUUUCCGAGAAGACAGUCCUUUACUAGAAGCAGGUAACGAUACCUACCUUAAUAUAAACCUAUGAUAUUAUAUUCCAGGUUCACAAUAGAGCCAGUAACAGCAGAAGAAGAGAAUCAACCAAAGUCUAAGAAGAUACGAUACUUUAGUGGAGGUAAUGGCAAAACACAUCCUCCGCCAAGAGUCCGCCGAAAUGCCUUCAGUAGUGCGUCGAUUCACAGUGACAGUAAAGAAUACGAGAAUGAUGAUAGAUAUUUGGACAAGCCAGAAGAAACGAAAUCAGUGGCUUCUGAGGUCUCAGACACUUCGAAAAAGCACUCAUGGCAUUCGAAAAUUGGCUACGAUACGGUCACUAGUACGUUUAGUAGUUGGUUCUAUGUAAAAUACUGUAGUACAAUCUGUUUUCUAUAUAAAAUGCAGUAGAAAAAUGUGGGUUAUAUGUAAAAUACGGUAAUACAUGGUUGAUUUUUGAUUGAAAGAGAUGAUAUUGAGUAUUUGAAGCUCUGUAGCUUUUCUUAUUUUAAUUUACUACUUUUUAUGCUCCUAAAAUAGCGUUUUUUAGUUAAUAUAGCCUUAAAUUCUGCUUUCAAUCUCAAAAUUACGUAAACUUACGAUCCAUGUUGAAUAUUACCUAAAAUACUUAAAUAAUUCCAGAAAACCUAGCCAAUUUCCUCCGCAACGCCAAGAAUCAUUUCAAUUUGCAAAAGCGAAAAGGAGUCAAAGAGAAGGCCGAGUACGAUCUGUUCGAGGACGAGCGAAGGGAGUGGGAAAUGCAGCAAUUAAAUGAAGCAAUCGAGAUUGAUGAAGUUUUGAUUGACCCGGCACCAUUCCAACUGGUACGACGGACAUCAUUGUACAAGGUUCACUCGGUGUUCUCUUUGUUAUCAUUGAAUAGAGCCUAUGUCACUGACAGAGGUCGGUUGGUGGGUGUUGUGGCUUUGAAGGAUGUAAGUUUAAGAUUUAUGUAUCAUUUUGGCUUUGAAGGUGUCAUGGGGACAAAAACUAAUAUUUUUAGUAUGAAAGAGGAAUUUAGCUUCUAAAAAUUAUGCUUAUUACUUAUUUUUUCACCUAACUUAACAUAAAAAAUGGCACAUUUUCAAAAACGCUUUACAAUUUUUAUCUUAUGCUAUCUUUAUCAGCUAGUACAAGCAAUUUUUCUUAUUUUCUUACCUAUUUUAGUUUUAAUUUUAUCAUAUUUAAGUUCCAGCUUAAAGUUCCCAUAUUUCAGGACAAUUUCACUAUCGGUAUAUCUUUCAGAACAACAUUAGACGGUAAUGUUUCCGGCUGAUUAACCUAUAACACUUAUUAAACUUUAUGCCAAUUUAAACUCAUAAUUGAAAAGCUAAUGCUUUAUAAACAUUUCUAAACUUUUAGCUCAAACAUCCUUUUCUGUCGUAAAAAAAUUAUUUAUUCAGUACUUGGUAUAACUGGAUUUGAAAAUUGGCAUAAAUUACGAUAUAGUACCCUUUUUUACACCUAAAUUAAUAAUAGCCAUCCCAUAUUAGGUCAGAAUCGCAAUCCAAAAUGCCCAAAGCGGCGUACCACUUAACGCUCAAACGGACACAAACACCAGCACAACCAACACAACACACGACAUGGCAGAGACGGAUGUGGAAAAGGGUCUACCAGAAGAUGGGUCUCAAUACGGUAGUCAGUACAACACGGUAGAACCUCAUCCAGAAGUGGCACAGAACUUUAUGGAACAAAUUGAACGUCAUCGCCUGAAGCUGGAGCAGCGAAACAAUUCUGAAGUACACGACCUUCUGACGCCACCGUUAAAAGUAUGACGACAUUGUGCUUGUUUUGCUGUGUUUUGUCUGAAGAUACGUCUACCGUAGCUUCAGAUACCUUUCACUGUAUCUACUGGUACCCAAUCGUAUCUUCAGAUACCUUAUCGACACGAAUCUGUGCUUCAAAUCACCUAUAAUACCUAAAUGAAUACCCCAAUCUCAACCCUCUUCCUAUUUUUAGAUUGUUCACCCGAGUCAGGCGGACCUCCAACGAUUCUACAACCAUCCAAUGCUCACAAUUCAUGAAGAGAAUGAACCGGUCAAUUGGAGUCGCAAAUCUUCGUUGAAAUCCCAGACUUCAGAUAGAGAGGAACGGCCGCGAGUCGAGUUCCACACCAAUCCGAGCGAUGUCAACGUGUCAGCGAUGAGUCAGCCGGCCAGUCGAAGGGAGAGCACGAUAUUGGAGUAGGUUUUUCAGCUUGUCUAUUGGGUAAAUUUGGAGUCUAAAAUACGAAAAAAAUGUUUUUUACUAGUCUAAGCGAUGAAUAGCUUUGAUCUAUGAAACAUUUUUUUUGUUAUGGCCGUGAAAAUUAAAAAUUUCUGAUUAUAUUAUCAUAGCUAAUCCAAAUCAACUUGCAGAGAGCUGGUCGGCGAAACCUCGGAACUCGCCGGCCCCGUGGCCGAAGCCGUCGCCUACAUUCAGGCCAAAGAAGUCACCAUCGAAGACCUACGCACACUGGGCGAAGAAAUCGAGGAAGAGAAGCACGAACAAGAUGAAGCCGAACCAACUGCUCAAUGA